This is a messenger RNA of Xiphophorus hellerii (green swordtail), 2711 nucleotides long. It is a transcript of the gene lrrc56, whose product is annotated as leucine rich repeat containing 56. NCBI's taxonomy places the organism in Eukaryota, Metazoa, Chordata, Actinopteri, Cyprinodontiformes, Poeciliidae. The record is from RefSeq and is a predicted model, not a curated record. Gene Ontology annotation, molecular function: protein binding.
GUUGACCCCGGUUGCCAAGUAAACUUUUGUCUGUUUAGAUGAUCUGUAAACUGUAUUGACAAGACUACUCCUUGCGUCAGAUUGUCGUGAGAAAUGAGUGUGUGUCAUGACUCUGUGGUCCUGGAGGUCCGGCCUGUUACAGCACGGGUUCAAGUGACUGAGCUGAGCGGUCCAGGGAGCAUCAACCCAACUCCUGCCUGUAAACCGAAUCAAGACCCAGACAAAGCAGUGGAACCAUACCUUUCUCCAAAAAGAUUGAAACUGUUGUGCGGUACUCAUGACCUCUCUCUUGUGAACCAUCUGGAGAUCUGCGUAGACACCCAAGAAAAUACACUGGGUGACUUUGUUUUUCUUGCAGGUGCUUACUUGCCCAGAUUAGAGCAGCUGAAAAUGAACAACAGCUUCAUCAUGUCAUUGAGAGACCUGGGAACCACCCUGUCCCACCUGCAGGUGCUGUGGAUGUCUCACUGUUGCCUUCAAGACUUAAGCGGCAUUUCUACUUUUGAUUCUCUUAAGGAGCUCUACCUACCCUAUAACAAUGUGUCCGACCUAAGUCAGGUUCCCAUGCUGGAGAACCUGCAGCUUUUAGAUUUGGAAGGGAACUGUGUGGACGACCUUAUCCAGAUUCAGUAUUUGGGUUUGUGUCCCAAUCUCCAAACUCUCACCCUGGAGGGGAACCCUGUGAGCAAACGCCCUAACCCUGCUUCCCCUCAGGCUGAAGAGUAUAAUUACAGAGCAGCAGUGAGGGAGUUGGUCCCUCAGUUGCGUUACCUAGAUGAUGUGAAGGUGGAGGAGGACAAGUUGACCUGCUGCAGCACCAUGCAGGAAGACUGGGACAUUCUAGGAAUGUCUUUUCAAGAGUCCAACUCUUUCAAGACUGCUGAAAAGAUAGCAAGCCAUCUACGUUAUUGUGCACACAUUACUGGUCCUUCGGGUGUCAGACCUACGUCGUCUGCAAACAUGAGGCCCAUAGUGGCGACCGGGCACAAAGUUCUUUCCUCUCCAGGAUCAAGACCAACGUCUUCAGACUCUGAUGUAGCAUCAGUAGAAGCAGAAACCAGCGCCCUUACGCACGGAGCUGGCAAGAUCCUGUUUUGUGGGAAUCCUGUGCAGGCUGUUCGAGCAAGGAGAGAAAAGCUGAACACGGCACCAACCAGAUCCUCUUUGAUCCCUUGCGAACUUCCCAUCUAUGUGCCAGAACACACGUAUGACCUAAAGGAGCCUGAUCCUGAAGAGCGUGUCAAUGUGUUUGCAGAGCUGCGGGCCUGGAGGGAACAACACAGCAAACAUCUAGCAAUUAUAGAGAAAGAGCGAUUGCCACGGGUCCUGGUUAUUCACCAUUCUGAUGAAAAAGAGCACAAAAGUGAGGAGGAGGAGGAAGAAGAAGACUUUGGUGGUAUGAAGAGCGACAGCAGUGACGAAGAUCAAGAAGAAGACAAACUCUGUGACGGCUUAGCUACCGGCUCACCAGACUCAUCAUUUCAGUCUCUCUCCCCAGACCUGAAUCAACAAGAAACAUCUUUCCCCAACAUGGUCCCACUAUCCCUGUCUACAGUCACCACACCUUGUCCUUCUCCUCCUGUUCAUGUCACUGCAGCUCCCAUGAACACGAAGCUGCCAGGCAUUCGUGCCCGUAAGCUUCGUCUCUCCCUGUCCCAUCCAGAGCAGCUCGGCAGAAAAGACUUGGCCCCUCAAACAACGUCAGCUGCAACAGAAACAGAACUGACGUCCAAGAGACAUUUGGCAAGGGCCACUUACUCACCCCAUCCACCUCUGAAAAGUUAUCCAUGUGAAGGACCAGUGAUUUCAAGGUAUGACAAUAAUAACAGUCCCAGUCUACCUUUGACCUCCAAGCAAAAGAUGUCAAAAAUCCUCCAGAGACCAGUGAUAUCCCGCCCUCACACUGCUAGAGCAGUUCUGCAGAAACAUCCCCAGCACCAUCUACUCCAACCGUCCAGAGGGAGCUCAGACCUGGACUGACACCAGGCCGGCCUGCCUUCUAGGCAUUAGGCCUUGUCAUUUCUGUUCAGUUUGUACAUUCUUUAUUCAGCUCUGGUUAAUUUCUAGUUGCUCGCAGUGCACAAAACCACAGGUUAGAGGCGCUGAGGAAACAGACCAAAAAAUAUGGCACAAUCUUGCAUCUAAGUGUAAACCAAUGUCGGAGAAUCACUUAUACAGAUGCCCAAUGUUUUACAGUUGUUUCUAUAUUGUAUUUGGUAUCUCCAUAAAACCACAUUCAGGGCUGUUAUGGAUAUUUAAUUGUAGUUUCACACUAAAUACAGGCAUAAAUCUCAUCAAUAGACCUUCAUACUUAUCCAGCAGUUCUCUCUUUUUUCCACUCUUCCUUUGGGAAGUAUUGUAGGAAUUCAGACAUAAGUUUGGAGGUGGUGUUGACCCUGGUUUUUGGGUCACAGCCAGAGGAACUGGGGAAAGAGGACCUAAAGAAACACACACAGACCCCCCCAAAAAAGGUAACCCUCAUGUGAAAUAUCCCAGAAUGGGACACAUCCCUCUAUUUGAUCCAUUGAUUAUAAUUUUUUAGAUCAUGUUUUGAGAAAGCAGGGAAUCUUUAUGUUUUAAGAUCUGUACCCUUGAUGUGUUCGAAAUAAUUUAUUUAUCAAACGAUUUUGAGUGCUUUCAGGAUACCCAUGUUGAGGGAAGCUAUUGUUGUUGGAAAAUAAGCACAAUUAAAGGUUUGUUAUAAACUUCAA